Molecule: messenger RNA, 6133 nt
Organism: Gigantopelta aegis
Lineage: Eukaryota; Metazoa; Mollusca; Gastropoda; Neomphalida; Peltospiridae
Product: FERM, ARHGEF and pleckstrin domain-containing protein 2-like
Exons: 29
Coding region: 462-3839 (1125 amino acids)
Cellular component (GO): cytoskeleton
Molecular function (GO): guanyl-nucleotide exchange factor activity
Source: RefSeq, a predicted model, not a curated record
CCCGGAGUCGUCGGAGUAUUUGGUAUUGUGUUCCGUGGAAGGAUUUCCUAACUUGGCGGAUUAUUCAAUACACAUCUUUUUUGACGCAGCGACCUUGUGAUGGUGAUUUAUAAUUAGUGCUGUGGUUUUCGGGAUUACGUUUGUCAGUGGCUGGAUUACAAAAGCAGUGGCACAAUUAGACAGUGUCUGGAUUAGACAGUGGAUAAAACAGUGGAUUACAAUAGCAGUGGCAGGAUAAAAGUGUCUGGAUAAAAGUGUUUCUGGAUAGACAAGUGUCUGAGUUGGUGUUUGGAAAGACAUUGUCUGAAUAGGAGAGUUUCUGGAUUAUAGAGAGUCUGGUUUAGAGAGUGUCUGGAUGCACAGAUGUAGCAAGAUAGCGGCCGUACUCUGAUUUCUACCUACAGCGUUCAGAUUGAUGAUGAAGGAAUGACAGCAGGGUGGAGGUGUGACUGAGGACCGGAAUGGCCGACCCUCUUUCUCCGAAGUCACCACGCAAAGGCAAGCACGUGAACAUCCGCAUCCAGUUCCUUGAUGACACCGUGCAUGCCUUUCCAAUACCGGUAAAGGCAGUGGGUGAGACACUGUGGGCUUGUGUGUGUCAACAUCUACAGCUGUUGGAGGCUGACUACUUUGACCUGCAGUAUUACAGUGAACACAAGCUACAGUCAUGGCUUGACCGAGAUAAACCCAUAUUGAAGCAGCUGCCCUCCCCGGACACACCACUGAAGUUCUGUGUGAAGUUCUACACCCCGGACCCCGGCCUGCUGGAAGAUGAACUCACACGAUACUUCUUUGCCCUGCAGAUAAAGCAAGAUCUGUUACUGGGAGUUAUGCCAUGCAGCGAGAACACUGCAGCUCUCCUUGCGUCAUACAUUGCUCAAGCUGAAAUUGGUGAUUGUCUAGAUGAGUACCAGGACCACACGUACCUGUCUUCCAUCAAGUUCGUCCCGCACCAGACCCCCGACCUGGAACAGAAAAUCAUGGAAUACCACAAACAACAUAUAGGAGAGAGCCCCUCAGAAGCUGAUCUCAAUUUGUUAGACACGGCAAGGAAGAUGGAACUCUAUGGAAUUAGAAUGAAUCAAGCAAAGGAUCAUGAAGGAGUUCCUCUGAACCUGGCUGUGGCCCACAUGGGAGUUCUAGUCUUUCAGAACAGUACCAAAAUUAACACCUUCUCCUGGGCCAAAAUUAGGAAACUUAGUUUUAAGAGGAAGAAAUUCUUGAUAAAACUCCACCCUGAAAGCUAUGUAAGUAAGGGCUAUUACAAAGACACAGUGGAGUUUUUCUUUGACUCUAGAAAUGAAUGCAAAAGUUUUUGGAAAAAAUGCAUCGAACACCACGCCUUCUUCCGAUGUCAAGUGGUGAAGAAGCUGCCCAGGAAGAAGGCUCGAGUUGUCAGUCGAGGUUCUUCGUUCAGGUACAGUGGUAGAACACAGAAAGAAUUGAUGGAGUACGUCCGAGGGAACAUAGACACAUUAAAGAAGCUACAGUUUGAGAGAUCGGCUAGCGGCCGAAUCUCGAGUCGCAGCACGAGCGUGACUCCGAAGAUCGCAAUGAAGUCGACGAGCAUCCACAACUCAUCGGACCUGCACAACAGCACAGCGUCGAGUGGGUCGCACAUCCUGGACACGCCCCACGACAACCACAUCAGCCCGACCCGUGUGGAGACGGCCGAGAUCCACAGCGACAGCUCCAUGUCGGGCAGCCGCUCCCUCGGGUCGCCCAGGAUGGAGCACAGCCACAGUCUGGAGGGAACCCCGGCUCUGGAGCGGGCCCUGCGGAAGACCGACUCGGUGGACUCUUCAAAGACGGAAGCAUUAGAACAAAGAGGUGGGCUGAAAAAACAAGACCGCAAGUUAUCGGCCCCGAUUCUUGGAGCGAAGACUGCAUCUGAGAAUACCGAGGACGAACAUCGACUGUCACGCUGUCCGGAAGUGGAGAAUAUUCCUGAGGUGGUGCAGGAGGAUUUGAACAGCAUUAGAAAUGAUAUUCCACCCAAUAGACACAGUCUACUAAGGAGUGCCAGCGAAACAGUGGAACAUCACAGAUCCAUGCAAAAUGAGCACGAGAAGUUGUCUGAUGUGCCGCCUACUCCACCUCCCCCUCUGCCUCCCCCACCAGUGUAUGACGAGACUCUGAUGAUGUCCACCCCGCCCCCAAAGUAUACGCCCUACACCUCAUCAUCCGCCAUAAGUGUCUCCAGUUUCGGUGUCCCUAGCAACAUGAGUUCCAUUUCCACGCCAAGAACUGAUGAAAACAUGGAUGAUGAGUCCAAGAAGAAGGUCAAGCGUCAUCUGUUUGAUAAUGCGUACUACAUGGCCAAAGAGUUGCUAAUGACCGAACGCACGUACAGGAAGGAUUUGGAGGUGGUUUGUGUUUGGUUCCGCAAUGCUCUCAGUGGAGAUGCUACAAUAAUCAACUCGAUGACCGACCUUCUCUUCUUGUAUCUCGACCCAAUGCACGAAUUCCACAUCGGCUUUCUCAAAGAAAUCGACAACAGGAUAUCUCAAUGGGAAGGCAAGUCCAACUCUCAUCUCCAUGGCGACAGUCACAAGAUUGGUGAUCUUAUUCUCAAAGCCACAACGAUCAUGGAAAAGCUUUAUCAGAAUUAUUUGAAUAGACAGGAGGAGAUUAUCCUGGAGGUGGAGCUAAAGUUGAAAAGAUCUAAAAAGUUUGAGGAAUUGUACAAAGACUUUGAGUCACAGAAAGUGUGCUAUCUUCCUGUAAAUAACUUUUUCCUCAAACCCGGUCAUAGGUUGUUGCAUUAUAAGUUGAUAUUAGAAAGGUUAAUAAAACAUUACGACCAGGGUCAUACAGACGUAGAUGAUUGUAGAGAAGCAUUAGCUAAAGUUACAGAAAUCACAACUGCCUUUGGUGAAAAAUUGAAGAAAAUGGAAAAUCUUCAGAAGUUGAUCGAGUUGCAGAGAGAUUUAGUUGGAAUUGACAACCUGGUCAACAUAGACAGAGAUUUCAUACGCGAAGGUUGCCUGCAGAAGUUUUCUAGGAAGGGUUACCAGCAACGUAUGUUCUUUCUGUUUUCCGACAUGUUGGUAUACACUAGUCGCACAGCUACCUCCUUGUUACAGUUUAAGGUUCACGGCCAGCUCCCUCUUAGAGAUAUGAUGGUGGAGGAGUCCGAUCAAGGCAAAGUAGCUGUUCAGAACUGUUUUGCUAUCUACUCGGGUAACAAGUACAUUCUUGUAGCUGCCAGCACACAGGAGGAGAAGGACAAGUGGAUAGAAGACCUCAAUGAAGCCAUUGUACAGGCCAAGUCGAGGACGGACGACAAACUCAGCUAUCCUAGUCUAAAAUCUAGUGCUAGUUCUUCAGAGAAUGUUGACGGCACUGACAACUACAACGAAGAGGACGUCUCGACGUCGCCGACACCGGAGAAGAACAUUCAGCACCGCGCCAACACAACGAUGCACGUGUGCUGGCACCGCAACACCAGCGUCAGUCAGCGAGACCACCAGAAGGCUGUCAAGAAUCAGCUGAGUGGCUAUCUACUUAGGAAGUUCAAGAACAGCAAUGGGUGGCAGAAGUUGUGGGUGGUGUUCACAAACUUCUGUCUCUUCUUCUAUAAAACAUACCAGGAUGACUUUCCAUUAGCUAGCCUCCCAUUGCUAGGAUACGCUGUCAACACUCCCAAUGAGAACGAUGGAAUACACAAAGAGCAUGUGUUUAAGUUGCAGUUUAAGAAUCAUGUGUAUUUCUUCAGAGCGGAGAGUGAAUACACAUUUUCCAGGUGGAUGGAGGUGAUAAAUAGUGCUACAAACAGUUCAAGAAGAAUUCGCUUGUUCAGCAGACUGGAAAGUCGCAUGGAGGUGGAAACCCCUUAAAGGGAGAUAAUAAAGUGCCAUAUGAUUUAAAAAAAAAAAAAUUGCUUUAUUCUUGACAAUUUUUCGUGUGUGUUUACUGGAACUGAUUCUUGGAAGGAAGUUGUGAUUCUUUAUUUAUGUUAACAGGAAAUAGUUCUGCUAAAUCUUUAAGAAGAGCGAAGAUUGCUUUCAGAUGUCUGUAUGCUAUUCUGUUAAAGGGAGAGAACUCAUCACAUCAUUUCUUGGAAAAUGUCUGUGGAUUCAAUCUCUUAGCAGCUGUUACAUGAUUUUAAUUAUCAUCUGGGCCUCCCGGAUAUAUCAUUAUUAUUAUUAUUAUUAUUAUCAGCCUGUCAGACAUGUAUAAUGAUUGUGGGUGUUUUAGAAACAUAAUAUCGACAUAACUUGUUCAGAUUAAUAAAAGUUGUGUGCUUCCAUACAUGUAUGUGAGAACAUUACACUGAUGUUUCAACAUCACCUUUAUCAUAAAAUAAUGAUUAAUCUUGUUGAAUAUAUAGUACACAUGGGUUACAUUUUAGAGAAAAAAAAAUACACAGCAGUGAUGAUUAAAACAUAAUUAUUAUAAUAAAUAAUAAUUUUACAAACUGUAGAAUGACAAAAAUUCAUCAGAUUUGCAGCAUUCAUAAUAGAUAUGUUAUGGAAGAAGUAUAAGUGACCUCAUUAUUUACGGUUCAUAAAACUUUCUGUUUGAGAGAAAUAAUGUUCUGUGUUGAACAGAGAAUAGAGAAAUAUUUACCCUUAGAGAAAACAUUUAAAAAAACCCAACUUGAUAUUACUACGUUUUAUAUUGAGCAACAUUAAAAAAUAUAUAUGUAGUUUGUGAGCAUCCUUUUCCCCCCAGAAAUGUGGACAUGAGAGGCUAAUUGUUGUUUUUGUUUGGGGGGGGGGGGGGGGGGGGGGGGUUUUAAAAGUGGAAUAUUCAAGGCAAGAAUUUAAACAGGAAGGCUUUUUACAGUAUUUUAUGUUGGUAAAUGGUUUUAUGAUGUGAUAUUUGAGGGGUAAUGUGUUGGUCAUAGCAGUGGAUUGCAUCUUCAAAAUACAUCGUAAAAGGAACAAUCUUGGGUGGGGCCUUUUUAGGGUGGGUGGGCAAGGAUGCUCGCUAAGAAAAAUUUAUUUGUUUUUGAUAUAGUCUUAUGAUUAGAUUCUUUUAAUCACUACUAUUUUAAUUAACUAACAUUGAGUGUUAGUGAAAUUUUGUACAAAUUUACAUGAAGUAAAAAAAAAUUUUUUUUGUAAAAUAAGCUUUUAUUACUAUUCACAAAUAUUUUAAACCAUAUUUUGCAGUCAAUAUUUCAAAGCAUAUUUUGUAAUGUCUAGAUGGCAAAAACGUUGAGAAAUUCAUAGCUGUAUAUUAUGUAAUGUGUUUUAUAGUUUUGAUACUCUGGUGAAAUCUUGUAAAAAUUGGAAAUGUAGUAUAGUUGCACUGUUACCAACCAUUUUGCAACUGGUGCCUGUUUAAAAUGACUUGAUGCCCUUUUAUAAUUGACAUUGGUUUCAAAAUUGCAUUGCUGUUUUGAAACCACUUAAUAUAUAUAGAAAUAUUAUUCAGUAAUGAGUUAAUGAUAAAAACUUUGUAUAUGUUUUACGUUAACUUUUGUUAUAAGCAAUCACAAGUAAGAAAUGGAUGUAAGUGUAUAUGAAUUAUUGUAAAGUUACAGAGGUGCUUGAUUUAUGGAUAAUAAAAAUCAACAACAAUUUGUUUUCUAAAUUCUAAAAAUGUCACUAAAAUGCAUAUGUAAGCCAUCGAGUAACCAAAUUCUUUCAACAAAUGCUCAUUUUUCAGUUUACUGUUACCAUUUUAUUAAAAUAAUAACAGCAUGUAAUUGCCGAUAUACAGACAUUAGCUGGAAUAAAUUUGAAUACGUUUAUAAUAUUUACAUAAUAAUUUUGCAUUGUCAUCUGAAGCAAAACUGUUUUCUAAAGAACUAGUUUCAAAUGAUUCAAUAUACAGAAUUAUAUAAUGAAAUAGUAGUUAAACGUUUUUCUCAUAAAAUCCAAUGAUUUUAUAUACAUGUAUUAAAAGAAAGUAUUUUACAAGAUUAAUUCUUGUAAAUAUAUACAUGUGUCAUUUGGAAUUUAAAAGAUAAAAUCAAGUUGGCCAGAAUGUUAGUUACAAGAAAAACAAUUUUGAUUUACGUAUUUUGUGAAAAUUAAGAAAGUGAUUAUCUUUAUAACUGGAUGAUGUAAAUUGUAAAUGAUGUUUGUUAAAUAGCUGGCGAUGUUCGUUGCUUAUGGUGCUUUGUAUUAUAUUGUACAUUUAUGCAAAGAAAUAAAUUGUUCAUAUAUAUCUACAGCAA